Messenger RNA from Nerophis lumbriciformis (worm pipefish), 6587 nucleotides. The record is from RefSeq and is a predicted model, not a curated record. NCBI's taxonomy places the organism in Eukaryota, Metazoa, Chordata, Actinopteri, Syngnathiformes, Syngnathidae.
UAGAAGAUGGCAGUGUGGAUCCAGGCCCAGCAGCUCCAGGGAGACGCCCUCCACCAGAUGCAGUCUCUGUAUGGGCAACACUUCCCCAUUGAAGUGAGACAUUAUCUCUCCCAGUGGAUCGAGGGCCAACUCUGGGACAAUAUCGACUUGGAGAACCCACAGGAGGAGUUCAAGGCCAAACGCUUACUGGAAGGUCUGAUUCAGGAGCUGCAGAACAAAGCGGAGCACCAGGUGGGAGAGGACGGCUUCCUGCUCAAAAUCAAACUGGGACACUAUGCCAGCCAGCUCAAGAGCACGUAUGACCGCUGUCCUCUGGAGCUGGUGCGCUGCAUCAAACACAUCCUCUACACGGAGCAGCGGCUCGUCAGGGAGGCCACCAAUUCGAGCUCCCCCGUAGGCGGCCUGAUGGACAGCAUGUCUCAGAAAUACCAGCAGAUCAACCAAGCCUUCGAGGAGCUCCGCCGGCUCACCCAGGACACGGAGAACGACCUGCGCAAGCUCCAGCACAACCAGGAGUACUUCAUCAUCCAGUACCAGGAGAGCCUGCGCAUCCAGGCCCAGUUAUCCAGCCUGGCCACACUGCCCCCUGCUGACCGACAGUUACGAGAACCCCCCCUCCUAACCAAGAGAGCCACGAUGGAAGCAUGGCUGACCAGGGAGGCCAACACACUACAGAAGUACAGACUGGACUUGGCAGAGAAGCACCAGAAAACACUGCAGCUGCUGAGGAAGCAGCAGACGAUCAUUCUGGACGACGAGCUGAUUCAGUGGAAGAGGCGGCAACAGCUGGCGGGCAACGGGGGCCCGCCGGAGGGGGGCAUGGACAUCCUGCAGUCCUGGUGCGAGAAGCUGGCGGAAACAAUCUGGCAGAACAGGCAGCAGAUUCGGAGGGCGGAGCACCUACGACAACAGCUGCCCAUCCCAGGGCCCAUUGAAGACCUCCUGAAUGAGCUCAACAGCACCAUUACAGACAUCAUCUCAGCCUUGGUCACCAGCACCUUCAUCAUUGAGAAGCAGCCUCCACAGGUGCUAAAGACCCAGACCAAGUUUGCCGCCACCGUUCGCCUCCUCGUGGGAGGCAAGCUGAACGUGCACAUGAACCCGCCGCAGGUCAAGGCCACCAUCAUUAGCGAGCAGCAGGCCAAGGCGCUGCUGAAGAACGAGAACACCAGGAAUGACAGCAGUGGAGAAAUCCUCAACAACAACUGCGUGAUGGAGUACCAUCAGACGACGGGCACGCUCAGCGCUCACUUCAGGAACAUGUCUUUGAAGCGGAUCAAGCGGUCGGACAGGAGAGGAGCAGAAUCCGUCACCGAGGAGAAGUUCACCAUUCUCUUCGAGUCCCAGUUCAGCGUCGGAGGCAAUGAGCUGGUCUUCCAAGUGAAGACAUUGUCACUGCCGGUAGUGGUGAUCGUCCACGGGAGCCAAGACAAUAAUGCCACGGCCACGGUGCUGUGGGACAACGCUUUUGCUGAGCCAGGCCGGGUUCCAUUCCUGGUGCCGGACAAGGUGCUGUGGCCUCAGCUGUGCGAGGCGAUCAACAUGAAGUACAAGGCGGAAGUGCAGAGCAACCGCGGCCUCUCCGAGGAGAACCUGGUCUUCCUCGCCCAGAAGGCCUUCGGCAGCACCAGCACCAGCGUGGAAGACGACCGCAACAUGGCGAUGACCUGGUCGCAGUUUAACAGAGAAAGCUUGCCUGGUAGGAACUUCACAUUUUGGCAGUGGUUUGACGGCGUGAUGGAACUGACAAAGAAGCACCUGAAGCUACACUGGAAUGACGGAGCCAUACUGGGCUUUGUGAACAAGCAGCAGGCUCAAGACAUGCUGAUGUCCAAGCCCAACGGCACCUUUCUCCUGCGCUUCAGCGACUCGGAGAUCGGAGGCGUCACCAUCGCAUGGGUGGCCGAAAAUCCCAACAAAGCAGGCGAGAGAAUGGUGUGGAACCUCAUGCCCUACACAAGCAAAGACUUCUCCAUCCGCUCUCUGGCCGACCGCAUCAGCGACCUCAACCACCUGCUGUUCCUCUACCCCGACCGGCCCAAGGACGACGUCUUCUCCAAAUAUUACACCCCUCCGCUCUCCAAGGCGGUGGACGGCUACGUGAAGCCGCAAAUCAAACAAGUGGUGCCUGAGUUUACAACAUCCAAUCCAGAUCCAACGAGUGGGAAUCAAACCUACAUGGACCAUGUCGCCUCCCCAGCAGCUAUUAGCCACCCUCACACCUACGGCAUGUACCCACCAAUGAGCGACUCCAUGCUGGACGGCGACGCAGAGUUUGACCUGGACGACACCAUGGACGUGGCGCGGCACGUGGAGGAGCUCCUGCGGCGGCCGGUGGAGGGCCACUGGGGGGGCCAGCAGUCUAGGCGGGAAGGAGGUGGGGAGGGGGGGACAAACACCGGCUCCGUGUUCCGGGGGGCACCAACAAGUCCGAACCGCCUUUUUGUGGAUGAAAAAUGCUGUGACACCGCGGAGCUGCGAACCAUGGCGGGGCUCCACGCUUCUUCGGAUCCGUCGGGACAUUUUCUGGACUUGAGCCGGCCGACCGCCGCCGCCGCCAUGGCCGCGGGGCUCGGCGGGGACACGGCGGCGCUGCCUCCGGCCGGCACCCGUCCUUACUUGGAGGUGUCCGCCGGCGCUGCCCGGGGCUACGAGGGAGUUUACAGCAACGGGCGCUACCGGGAGCGCAGCAGCCCGACGGUGGGCGCGGGCAGCCGGGAACCGUCCGCGGACAGGAGCCAGGGAGGAGCGAACACACCUUGCGGCAUCAUGAAGGUUGGUGGGCUCAAGGACGGAUCCAAGCAGAGGCAGGUGAGAAAAAAGACUGUCUCCUUCAGCUCAAUGCCGAACGACCGCAAGAUCAACAGCACGGCUGCCUGCAUGGCGUUCAUGAUGGAGGGCUGCGAGAUGAAGAAGGUUCGAUCCAACUCGCGCAUGUACAACCGCUACUUUCUACUGGAUCCGGACAUGCACUGGCUCCGCUGGGAGCCUUCCAAAAAGGACUCUGAGAAGGCCAAGCUGGAGAUCAAGAGCAUCAAGGAGGUUCGAUUAGGGAAGAAAACCCCAGUCCUUCGCAGCAAUGGUCUCUCCGAUCAGUUCCCAGAUGAAUGCGCCUUCUCAAUCAUCUACGGGGACAACUACGAGUCGCUGGAUUUGGUUGCCAGUACAGCUGAUGUGGUCAGUACCUGGGUGAUGGGCCUCAGAUAUUUAGUGUCUUAUGGCCGACACACCGUGGACAUGGUGGAUCCCAGCCAACCAAGUCUACGGACAUCUUGGAUUAGCUCUGUGUUUGAACUAGCGGAUAUGGAAAAAGAAGGACACAUAGACCUUUUCAGGUCUACUCAGAUUAUCAAGGGGCUCAACCCUGGGAUGAAAGAGUCGAGGAUAGAAUUAAAGUUCAAGGAACUCCAGAAAGAGAAAGACCAAUAUGGUGAGGCAAUUAACAUGGAUACCUUUGUCGAGGGCUACUGUGAGCUGUGCACACGGCCAGAAAUUUUCUUCCUGCUGAUGCAGUUCUCAAGUAACAAGGAGUACCUGGACUGUAAAGACCUGAUGCUCUUUGUGGAGGUGGAGCAAGGUGUAGAAGGUGUAACAGAGGACAUGUGCAGGGAUAUGGUUCUUAAGUAUGAACCAUCCGCCGAAGGCAGAGAUAAGAUUUAUCUCUCCAUCGAUGGCUUCACACACUACCUCCUCUCCUCUGAGUGCCACAUCUUUGAUCCCCAGCACAAACGUGUGUGCCAGGAUAUGACUCAGCCCAUGUCCCACUACUACAUCAACUCUUCACAUAAUGCCUCCCUUCUGGAAGACCACUUCUGGGGUUCAUCAGACAUCAGCAGUUACAUUCGUGUUCUCAGAAUGGGCUGUCGCAGCAUUGAGGUCAUUGUGUGGGAUGGCCCUGAUAACGAGCCAGUAGUGUAUGUAGGUAGUUCUGUGGCCUCACAGCUAGUUUUCUCCAAGGUUCUGGAUAUCAUCAACCAAUAUGCCUUUGAGAGCUCUGAGUAUCCCCUCCUUCUCUGCUUAGUGGCUCAUUGCUCCAUCCCACAGCAGAGGGUCAUGGCCCAACACAUGAAAAAAAUUCUAGGUGACAAGCUAUUUGUUGAUUCUCCUAACAAAGACGAACAUUACCUACCCUCUCCUGAGAAUCUCAAAGGUAAAAUUCUCCUCAAGGGUAAGAGACUAGAACCUAGCUGCAAUGAACCUGAAGGGGAUGUGACAGAAGAGGAUGAAGGUCUAGAAAUGUCCAGAAGGGUAGAGGUAGAUGACCGUGACCAUCUUAAUGGCUUGGGUUACAAAAGGCUCAGGCUGUGCAAAGAGCUCUCUGAUCUUGUAUCUCUCUGCAAGUCGGUUCAGUUCAUGGACUUUGAGACCUCAAAAAGGGACCAAAAAUACUGGGAGAUCUGCUCCUUCAACGAGGUCGACGCAAACAGGUUUGCCAAUGAAUUCCCAGAGGAGUUUGUCUGCUACAACAAACGCUUUCUCUCCAGAGUCUACCCCACUCCGAUGAGGAUUGACGCCAGCAACAUGAACCCCCAAGACUUCUGGAAGUGCGGCUGCCAGAUUGUGGCAAUGAACUACCAGACACCCGGCCUGAUGAUGGACCUAAACCUUGGCUGGUUCCGUCAAAAUGGCAACUGCGGGUAUGUGUUGCGACCAGCCAUCAUGAGAGAAGAGGUGUCCUACUUUAGUGCCAACGCUCGGGAUUCUUUGCCUGGGGUGUCCGCGCAGCUCCUUCACAUUAAGGUCAUCAGUGGGCAGAACCUACCUAAGCCCCGCGGCUCUGCAGCUAAGGGUGACGUGGUGGAGCCUUACAUAUACGUGGAGAUUCAUGGCAUUCCAGCUGAUUGUGCCGAGCAAAGAACCAAGACCAUGUCCCAAAAUGGCGACAACCCCAUUUUUGACGAGAGCUUUGAAUUCCAGAUAAACCUACCCGAACUGGCAGUCUUGCGCUUUGUGGUUCUGGAUGAUGACUACAUAGGGGAUGAGUUCAUUGGCCAGUACACCAUUCCCUUUGAAUGCCUUCAGCCGGGCUAUAGGCACGUCCCUUUACAGUCUCUGACAGGCGAAUUCCUACCCAACACUACACUGUUUGUCCAUGUAGCCAUCACAAACAGACGGGGUGGAGGGAAGGCCCACAAGAGAGGUAUAUCCGUCAUGAAGGGGCGGAAGGCACGGGAGUACACCAACACCAAGACCACUGGGAUCAAAGUGGUCGAUGAACUUUUCAGAGCUUCUACGCAGCCGCUGAGAGAGGCCACAGACCUUCGAGAAAAUGUACAGAAUGCGGUGGUGUCCUUCAAGGAGCUCUGCGGCCUGACACCUGCAGCCAACAUGAAGCAGUGCAUCCUGACCGUGUCCACGUGGCUGAUGAACAGCGAGAGCUCCCUGCAGGUGACGGUGGACCUGAGUGAGACGUACCCCACCAUGGAGGCUCAAGGACUUGUGCCCGAGCUGCUGCGCAAAGUUCUCAAUGCCUACGACAUGAUGAUUCAAACCAGCAGAACACUGAUUGAGUCCGCUGAUGUGGUCUACUCCAAGCUGAUGCAAGCACAGCGUGCAGGUCUUGACUUCCACGAGGACCUCCAUCGCAUCGGAGCCAAGGAGGGUCUGAAAGGUCGUAAGCUCCAGAAGGCCAUGGAGAGCUACGCUUGGAACAUCACGGUGCUUAAGGGCCAGGCGGACCUGUUGAAGCACGCCAAGAGCGAGGCCCUGGACACCCUGCGUCAGAUCCACUGUGCGGCUCAGUCCUGUGGCCUCAGUAAGAACGGCGCCUCCUCCCCACAGCCGCAGCCCCAUCUUCCCCAACAGCACCACUACCCCCUGCAGACACAGCAGCAACAACCUCAGACCAAGACCCCUCCGAUGAUGCCCCAGUCACAGACUCCAACCCAGACCGGACCUCCUCAUUCCCCGCUGACACCCCUCCCUCUGCUCCAAAGUGUCCCAACACCACCAGCUUACAACCCUCCCCCGGACCUACCCCAGUUCCAGAGAGCCGCCGGACCUCUGGACUCCAUCUUCGAGAAGGAGGCGUUCGGCCGUGAUCCGGCGGGAACCUGCUGACCCGCAGCCUGUGCCCACAGAGAUGACAAGGGGACGAACGAGGGAGAAAGUAUGAAAGAAGUGGCGGGUGGGGGCGGUGAAGAAAGGAUGACGGAGGACGGAGUCAACCAGAUGAUAAUGAGGAUGAUGGCGAGGAAGAGUCGGCGCGUAAGAAGCGAGACGCAAGUGUGAAAGUAUCCCUCUAGGUGGCGACGGUCGCCCACCAACACAACUGGAAAAAACUGCCCUUUAAAGGUCAAAGAUCACCACAACGUAUGUGAAUCUAGGUGUAAACGUAUUCAAAUGUAAGAAGGGAUGAUAUAUAAAUUGCCAUAAGGACUCAUGUAGACAUGAAUGAUUCUAAUUGUUGUUGGUUUGAUGGAUAUUCUAACUAUUUUUUAACUAUUCAUUCCACGUAUGUGAUCGUUUGUCCGGACACCUGGCGCACUUUACGGGUUAGCGCCACAACGCCAGGGUCCAAAAAAAUGAGUAAUGAUGAUUUUACAAAGGUCAGCUGUGUGUAUCACUGUCAAGUCGACCCAUUAAAA